Molecule: messenger RNA, 2109 nt
Organism: Aspergillus pseudonomiae
Lineage: Eukaryota; Fungi; Ascomycota; Eurotiomycetes; Eurotiales; Aspergillaceae
Product: bifunctional molybdopterin adenylyltransferase MobB/molybdopterin molybdotransferase MoeA family protein
Exons: 4
Coding region: 1-2109 (702 amino acids)
Biological process (GO): Mo-molybdopterin cofactor biosynthetic process; molybdenum incorporation into molybdenum-molybdopterin complex
Cellular component (GO): cytoplasm; cytosol
Molecular function (GO): molybdopterin molybdotransferase activity
Source: RefSeq, a predicted model, not a curated record
AUGGCGAACACAGCAUUACAACCCGCAAUACUGAUCAUAUCAGACACUGCGUCCGAGGAUCCGUCGACUGAUAGGGUCGUGGAUGCUCUAACACCACUAUUACUAGCCACAGGCCAAAGUCUCUGGAAAACACCAUUCACCAACAUAGUCCCCGAUAAUAUACUCGAUAUACAAAGGAGCAUAUGUGACUGGACCGACGGGCAAGAUGCCGUGAAUCUAGUGCUCCUCAGUGGUGGCACAGGGUUCACUACUCGAGACAAUACGCCUGAGGCGGUAACUCCUCUCCUGCAUCGGCAUGCCCCUGGACUUGUGCAUGGCAUGUUGGAUUCAUCGUUGAAAGUCACGCCAUUCGCGAUGAUGUCUCGGCCUGUCGCAGGAGUCCGGAAUGGUACACUGAUAGUCACUCUCCCGGGGUCGCCGAAGGGGGCGAAAGAGAACCUUGAGGCCAUUGUAAAGCUUCUUCCUCACGCGUGCAUACAGGCGGCCGGGGCAAACUCCCGACUUCUACACGCUGGCGGCAUGCAGAAACUUGAAGCAGAAGCCGGCAUCACUGCGGAAAAUAAUCAAGGGAGCGGCACCGAGCAUUCCCAUAACCACCAACCGCAACUGGGACAUAGUGAUUGCGGCCGGCAUCACGGAAAUAAGACCGCAAAAUCAAAUGACACGAGCGAGGGGCCAAGCCGACGGAAUCGCCUAUCCCCAUAUCCGAUGCUGUCGGUUGACGAAGCUCUCUGGCGUAUCAGUAACCAUACUCCUGAUCCAGUCAUCGUUGAGGCCCCAGUGACACCUGCCUUGGUUGGAUCCGUGAUUGCUGAGGAUGUCUACGCUGGAGAGGCCGUGCCGGCUUAUCGGGCUAGUACUGUUGAUGGAUAUGCAGUGAUCGCUCCUAACUUGAAUGAAGAUAGUACAACUUCUACUACUAGAGGUACCAAGGGCAUCUUUCCUGUUGCCUCUGUUGCGCACGCAAAUGCUAGUGACAUCGCUCCCCCGUUGGAACGCGGUACCAUCUCGCGUAUCACUACUGGUGCACCACUGCCUCCCAACGCAAACGCGGUGGUUAUGGUUGAAGACACUGUUCUGCAUUCCUCCACACCAGAUGGCACCGAGGAGGCCACGGUGGAAAUCCUAACGGAUGAUAUCAAGCCAAACGAGAACGUACGGCAACCCGGAAGUGACAUUGAAUUGGGCUCAAGGAUCCUUCGAAAGGGCGAUAUUAUCACACCCGUCGGAGGUGAAAUCGGCCUUCUGGCAGCAACCGGCACUAGCACAGUUAAGAUUUAUAAGAAGCCUUGUAUUGGCGUUAUGAGCACAGGAGAUGAGUUAGUCCCGCAUGAUGAUCCCCAGAGACUUCAUGGUGGCCAGAUCCGUGAUUCUAAUCGGCUUUCCCUACUUUCAUGUCUCUCAUCUUGGGGCUUUCCCACCGUUGAUCUGGGUAUCGCCCCUGAUACCCCUGCAGGUGAGCUCGAAGAGCGGCUACGCAAUGCGGUCAAUAAGGAAGAAAACAGCAUCGAUGUAAUUAUCACGACAGGCGGUGUCUCGAUGGGAGAAUUAGAUCUCCUGAAGCCCACCAUCGAGCGUUCCCUUGGCGGCACGGUGCAUUUUGGUCGUGUCGCCAUGAAGCCCGGGAAGCCAACCACAUUUGCCAGCAUCCCCGUCAAGCGGUCACCAUCUCAAACGAACGAUGCACCGAAAACAUGGGGAAAGAAACUCAUCUUCUCGCUACCCGGGAACCCCGCCUCGGCUCUGGUCAGCUUGCAUUUGUUUGUGCUACCCUGUCUGCAUAAGCUCAUGGGGAUGGGCCAGGGAAGGCUUUCCUCGGGGUCCGGCCCAAUACCGGGACUUCCUGUGGUGACGGUGACUCUGAUGCAUCAGUUGCCGUUGAAUCGCGAGCGCACGGAAUAUCAUUGUGCCAUUGUCAGGGCAUCCCAAGCUGAUGGACUGCUGUAUGCUUGUAGCACGGGGGUUAGUGUUACAGGACAGCGGAGCUCGAGGGUUGGGAACCUUGCGCAUGCGAAUGCUCUCUUGGUAUUGAAACCCGGACAGGGAUAUAUUGAAAAGGGAACGCUGGUAGAAGCGUUGAUUAUGGGCCCUAUCCGGUCAGGGGUAUGA